AAUCACGCGGCUGACCCAUAAAAGCGCGCGGAGUCGCUUUCGCCGCCGAGUGCUUGUGGCUGCCUCUGCCGUUGCCGCCGCAGCCGCCGCCGUCUUGGCGCACCGGGGUCGCCACUUGCCUCGCCGAGGGAUUUUGCUUUGGGUUCCCGGGGCGGUUUGGCCAAGGAAGAGCGCGAAAGAUGCUGUUUUGGCACACGCAGCCGGAGCAUUACAACCAGCACUCCACGGGCAGCUACCUGCGUGAUGUCCUCGCACUGCCAAUCUUUAAGCAGGAAGACCCUCAACUCUCUCCUGAGAAUGACGCAAAACUCCCUCCAUUUCAGUAUGUGCUCUGCGCAGCUACAUCGCCUGCUGUGAAACUCCAUGAAGAAACUCUGACUUAUCUCAACCAAGGUCAGUCUUAUGAAAUCCGUCUACUUGAGAAUAGGAAAUUGGGAGAGUUUCAAGAUUUAAACACAAAAUAUGUAAAGAGCAUCAUUCGCGUGGUUUUCCAUGACCGCCGUUUGCAGUAUACAGAGCAUCAACAGCUAGAAGGCUGGAGGUGGAGUCGGCCUGGAGAUCGCAUCCUUGAUAUAGAUAUCCCACUGUCAGUUGGUAUCUUAGACCCCAGAGCCAGUCCAACGCAGCUGAACACAGUUGAGUUUUUGUGGGAUCCAUCUAAGAGAGCAUCUGCAUUUAUUCAGGUACACUGCAUUAGUACAGAAUUUACUCCAAGAAAACAUGGGGGAGAGAAAGGAGUACCUUUCCGGAUACAGAUGGACACAUUCAGACAAAAUGAGAAUGGUGAAUAUACCGAACACUUGCAUUCUGCCAGCUGCCAGAUCAAAGUAUUUAAGCCUAAAGGAGCAGAUAGGAAACAAAAAACAGACAGAGAAAAAAUGGAGAAGAAAACAACUCAAGAAAGGGAGAAAUAUCAACCAUCCUAUGAGACAACCAUUCUCACAGAGUGCUCCCCGUGGCCAGAUGUGCCUUAUCAAGUGAACAACGCUCCGUCUCCCAGUUACAACAGCUCUCCAAACAGUUUCAGCCUUGGAGAUGGCAACAGUUCUCCAACUGAUCAGGUGGAGCUCCUGCCUCCCAGCAAUGACCAUCUCCUUCCUUCUGCUUCUAUUCAAGAUGCACAGCAGUGGCUUCAUCGAAAUAGGUUUUCUCAGUUCUGUAGGCUCUUUUCAAGUUUCUCAGGUGCUGAUUUACUGAAGAUGUCUAAAGAAGACUUUGUUCAGAUCUGUGGCCCAGCUGAUGGCAUUCGACUUUUUAAUGCCAUAAAAGGAAGGAAUGUAAGGCCUAAAAUGACAAUUUAUGUAUGUCAAGAGCCUGAACAAAAUAGAUCUCAUCUUCAUCAAAAACGAGAGAAUGGAGACAGCAAUCUGUGUAUAUACCAUGCAAUCUUCUUGGAAGAGCUGACUACAAUGGAAUUGAUGGAGAAGAUUGCAAAUUUGUACAGUAUUUCCCCACAGCAGAUAAACCGCAUCUAUCGACAAGGACCUACAGGGAUCCACGUAUUAGUGAGCAAUGAGAUGGUACAGAAUUUCCAAGAUGAAUCUUGUUUUGUCAUCUCUACAUUAAAAGCUGAAAGUAAUGAUGGCUACCAUAUCAUCCUGAAAUGACUCAUCUCUCUCUAUAAUGGGACUUGGACAGCUUUAUAUUACUUUAUCUCGCCUACAUUACUGUGACACAGACUGGAAAGACGGAAAAUUCUUUUGGAUAAAGUUCUCUUUUUAAAUGGAUAUCCUAACAAGAAAAUUAAAAUGUCUGGAUAUUGGCAUGUUGGGGACUAAAGAAUGUCUUUAGCAUUGAUUGUUUUUAUCUCUAACCUUCCUAACUUGCUUUCGAACAUAGUAGUGAUGUGGCAGUUCAGUUCGUUAUUUAAAACUGUGUGCCUUGCUAAAAUUGUUUUGAUGUAAGCAAAUGAAAAGGCACCUCUCCGAGAUGACCAAGGAGGUAAAAGAUCCUGGGAAACCUCCAGAGACGCACAGGCUGCGCCUCUGGACCUUGAAAGGUUGCACCUACUCCCACCUUCAGAACAUUUUUUCUUCAAAAAGGCUUGUUGCUUUUAAAAGUCCUAUUGUGCCUUCUAGUGGCCAUUUUUUUAAAAAAAAAAAAUUUGGAAGAGCAAGGGCAGCUAGGAUUGCUAAGACCUGUAAAACAAGGGGAUAUGGUCUGCCCUGCCCUUUAGGGAACUUUCUUUCUUUUUUUUUUUUUAAAGUUUCGGUCCUUAAAGAAAUUAUUCAGGAGGAACUAGGAUUCCCCAGUGGUAUUGGGAGGUCACAUACAUAAGCCACGGGGAAUACUCAUUAUCCCUGAGUUCAGGGUUAAUACUGUAAUCCUGGAUAUAGAGAUGUUUUUCACUGGGCUUUUGCUGCUGUGAUUUUUCUUUGUAGAUGGUGUACAGUAGCCUGAAAUCAUGGGUUUUAUAAUUAAUUUGUAUUGGAUGAUUCUCUCUUGAAGCAAAAUGUCCAUCCUUUGUCAUAGUGAGAGGAUUUGUUCUUUUAACACUUUUUUGUGAGUUUGACAAAAACUAGGCAGAUGACCAAUUUCCGCCCCCCUCAGGUUUUUGUACUUAUAAUGAAGUACUCCAAAUCUUCAACAUGUAGUGCUUUGUAAAUGUUUAAAUAUAUGAAUAAUUGUCCCCUACAUUUAAUAUUCCCUCCCCAAACAGAUCUUCAAACGAAAACAGGACAAAACAGGGGGGCAUUUUCUGCCCUCAACUAAGCUCUAUCUCUAAUGGUUGCUAGUUUAUUUGCUUCACAAAACACAACAUCUCUCAUUGCAAUCACCUGGAAAAGGUUAAAAUAGUGGCUAUAGUAGGAGAAAGUAGAGUGAUGGGCAGGCCUUGUGUACUGUUCCAUGUACAUCCAAAGUUGCAGUUGCCCCAUAUAACUUGUUAAGAGAUCUAACUUGGAAAAAAGAGUCUUGCUGCACAUUUAGGUGUGGGUUGCUUGUAGCAAAGAGCUACCUGCACUUUCUGCAGGGAGCAAGCUUCACCUUUCUUCCACUUAUGUAGAUUAAUUUAUCAAAACCAGCCUUGACACAUUGAUCCUGUUUAAUUUCAGAAGACAAAAAGGGUCCAGCCUGGUUGGUACUUAGUUGGUAGACAAUCAGGGGAUAUGGGGAGCUCUGAGUAGUGUGGGAAGGGACUCCUGCCUGAAAUGCUGGAUUCUGGCUGCUGGUCAGAGUUGACAUUGCUGGGCAAGAGGGACCAGUAAUCUGACUUUGUACAAGAUGGCUUCCUGUGUGUUCCCCAGAGCUGUGGUUUCCUUACUUUUAUAAACACAAAUGGCUCCCUUCAUGUAUUUAACGGAAAGUUACAGGGUUUGGUGAGGGAACAUCCUUUCUGUGAGUUGGAUGUCUAUUGUAGUUAUGGGUAGAAGUCUUACUCUUUUUCUCCCAUCACUCUUUUGCUGUGUUCACACUUUUGCCUCACAAGAUCUUAAGACAUUACAGUAGUUGUUGAUGAAGGAUGUGAGGAGAGACUUUUGCCCAAUGUUGGAAAUGUGUGUACCUUGUGGUACACAAACUAAUAGGGGUUUCUGUUUCCAUUUAUAUAUUGGAUAUUCUUUUGAAAGAAACAAUGACACCUCUUCCUGCUACCUCUUGUUCUUUUUAGUAUUUACAUUAUAAACAUUUGUGCAGAGGACAAACACCAGAGACACUGGGUAUCCUAACUUGAAAGCCAAUAUCACACAAACUUAGAGGCUGUAAAGCUGUCAUUAUUAUUGCUAAAAUAAUGUUUUUCCACCUCAUAGAUUGUCAUAAGAAAAAGUAGAACUGAAGAGAUAAUAUAUUUUUAUUAAAUAUAUUUUCCCUCUCCCCCCCCCAAGUGGUUUUAUUUCAUUCACUAAAUGGUGCAGACAGUAAAAGACAAGUGAUGAGCUAAAACAUUCGGAAAUAAAUGCUUUGGGUGAGUGCUCUGAUAGGUCUUAGCCCUUCUCUAAUCUUGCUGUUGGAUUAGAGAUGGAUUUUGCCCAUUUUCCCCUCUAAUCUAAUGUACCCACAUAUCCUCUUAAGUAAGUCUCAUACUUCUGUUGGGCCUCACAAGACAUAAAAAAAAUCUUUUUUACACUCAGACAUUGGAAAGGCAGGCAUUUUAAAAGUCAGGAUGUCAUCUGUGACAAAGUAAUUUUGCUAUGCUAACCUGUGUGCCUUCUGAUAAUAAUACUUUUGUGCCUCUAUUUUACCAGUGAACAUAUUGUAAACUGUAUGAAAUCUUUGUGUCAAAAUAUUUUCUUUUACCUAUGUUAAAUAUAAUACUAAUCUGGACAGAUGCAAUGCAGAGUUGCAUUGAUGUGUAUAGGAGCUGGACACUUAAACCCUGAUCCAGUGAGUGCAGUAGGUAUACAGAAGCAGGCUUCUGUGCAAAAAUUCUCUGCUGGAUCAGGAACUGUGCAGGUACUGAAGAAGUGCACAUUUACCUCCCAUUGCUGGGUGCCCACCUCCAGCAGCUGGGGCUUUCUUUGUAGUGCUCUUCACUGGAUUUGGGUUGUGUGCACAGUGCCCAAUGGAUGACUAAUGCGCUGGUGAGUUGAUGAACUCUACGCUGCUACUUUGGAUUCCAGCAUUUCGUUAGUAUCUGUUAGGUAGGUGCACAUAGCCAGAGCUUUGUGUGCAACUCAUGCACCGGCCUUAUUAGGUUGGAUCCUUGGUGUGUAUCUUGUUCCCGUUACCUGGCUCUUCAGGAUGAAAAGAUGCAUCAAAACCUUGGUUCCUCAAGCAGCUGAAAUAAGUACAGAUAUCAUUGAGAAGAAUAAUCAUAGUUCAGAAUUCACAUUUAGCACAUUUGUAACUGCUUGAAUGUAUUGCAUUUUGCUGAAAUAUAAAUGUUCUUUUGGUAAAGAUAAUUCUGGCUUGUUACUCUUCAAAAAAAAAA
Pogona vitticeps (central bearded dragon) is the source of this 4867-nucleotide messenger RNA. RefSeq names its product transcription factor CP2 like 1 (gene TFCP2L1). Gene Ontology annotation, molecular function: RNA polymerase II cis-regulatory region sequence-specific DNA binding; DNA-binding transcription activator activity, RNA polymerase II-specific. Gene Ontology annotation, cellular component: nucleus. Lineage: Eukaryota; Metazoa; Chordata; Lepidosauria; Squamata; Agamidae. Gene Ontology annotation, biological process: regulation of transcription by RNA polymerase II. The record is from RefSeq and is a predicted model, not a curated record.